AUGUCACUGCUUUCUCUUGGUACAAUCAGCACCAACAAAAUGAACUCCGGUCAGUUGUUGUUGUGGACGAGCAUUCCUGCCGUCGUGGUCUAUGGCUUGAGUCGCAUCAAUUGGCCGCGGACCAUUUUUCGAUUUGUCUUUGGGAUUGUGGCUCCGACCAAGGAACGAUUUUGGCCGAGUGACGAUCCACAAAUUUCACCGGGAGCCCGUGGAAUGGCGUGGAUCUUACUGGCUGGUCCUCCACCGCCUCAUGAUGUGCAACCCAUUCGGACCAUGAUGAAAUACUUUUGGCCUAAUGUCUGGCCCACGCCCCCUCCUGGCACCAUUCAAGUUGAUGUGGUGCCCACGCCACGCGCCACCAGUCAGUCCCUCUGGAUUACCCCCUCUUCUUGUAGUAAUACUUGCACCCAAUGCCUGAUUCAUCUGCACGGAGGAGGCAUGAUUGCAGGCACUACUGGCACCGAACGGGGAUUGGCCGUUGAAUUGGCUAGGCGGUUGGGUGUACCUGUCCUCAGUGUGGAUUACCGGUUGGUUCCAGAAGCCACCAUCCAACAAGCCGUCGAGGAUGUUGUGACGGCCUAUCAGUGGCUACGAAAAACGCAUCCCCACUUGACCAAACUAUCCUUCUUGGGAGGAUCCGCCGGGGCCGGGCAUUCCCUUUUAGCUGCUAUUCGGCUUCAAGAACUUGACUUGGACGUAAAGCCCACAUCCUUGGUACUCUCGUCGCCCGGACCCGGAAUGGAGUUUUUGCCGUCCCAAGUAGCCGCUACUGUAGAAGAGACACGACGGACGUGGAAGCACCUCGACAAGAAUGCUCCUCACGAUGGAUACAUGGCGGGUGAGUUUUAUCAAUUCGUCACCAGUAUCGUCUAUCAAGACCCCGCCAACCGGGAAUACUUGACACAGCAAUUGUCCAAAUUGUCCAAAGGCAAGUUGCCGCCCUGUUUGGUCACGGCCGGGAGUUACGAAGUUCUGUUGGAUGGAGUGCAUGCCUUGGUAGAUGCGCUUCAAACCGAACAAGUGCCCGUCGUCUACAAGGAAUAUUGGAAAAUGCAGCAUUGUCACUUUUGCUUUUUCGAAUUCACUCCCGAAGCAUCCGAUGCAUUGGAUGAACUCAUUCUGUGGUUGAACAAGAGUUGGAAUAAAGAAUGA
Seminavis robusta is the source of this 1152-nucleotide messenger RNA. NCBI's taxonomy places the organism in Eukaryota, Bacillariophyta, Bacillariophyceae, Naviculales, Naviculaceae. The record is from the annotation of a GenBank genome assembly.